AUGAUCUUACGGAUAUUACACCUAUUGAGCUUUCUCUCAAUAGUUUGCGCUUUACAUGUACAGCGAAAUGACAAGCGAACAUUCGACGAUUUAAGCGGCUUGUGGACUUUUGUACGCGAAACGACAAACACUGGUGAUAUCGGCAUUGAGAAUAAAUGGUUCGAGAAAGAUUUGAGAGAGUUCAAGAAUCAUACAGUGAUGCCGGUGCCCUGUGCCUACAAUGAUAUGGCUGCAGAUGCGGAGUUGAGAGAUCACGUCGGAUGGGUUUGGUAUCAGAGAAACGAGAUCAUCUCACAGAGAGACAACGACUUUCGAUUGUUCCUCCGUUUCGAGUCAGCUCAAUAUUUCGCGGUUGUGUACUUCAACGGAAAAGAAGUUGGUCGACACGUUGGUGGACAUCUACCCUUUCAAUUCGAGGUCACAAAACAGGUGAAAUUCGGUGCGAAAAACGUGAUCACAGUUGCGGUGAAUAACACGCUCUCGUGGGCGACAAUUCCACAAGCUGAUUUCAACUAUAUGGGGAAUUUAGAGCGAAACACGAGCCGAUUUGAAUUGAUCUCGCGCUAUCCACCGGGUUUCUUCAAAAUGGUCGGCCUAUUCGAUUUCUUUAACUACGCGGGAUUGCUGAGAACGGUGUACAUUGUGAAAAAGCCAAAAAUCUUCAUCGACGAUAUCACGAUCAAUGCGGAACAUCUCGGAUCUUUCAAAUGGGAUGUGACUUCUGAUGGGUAUCAACUCAAGCAGCAAUGCAUCGUUUAUCUCUAUGAUCCCGAUGGGAAAGAGGUUCUACAAGAGCAAAAUUGCACUGGAUCAUCGCAGGUGUCAAAUGUGAGACCUUGGUGGCCUCGAGGAAUGGGUGAUCCUGAUCUCUACACACUUAAAGUGGAAAUCCGUGCUGCAGAUGCCUCACUUGUCGACGUUUACAAUGAAGAGUUCGGCUUCCGGACAGUGAAAUGGGACAAUGAACAGAUCUACAUCAAUGAUCGACCAUUCUAUUGUAUUGGCUUCGGAAUGCACGAGGAUUUUGAGAUUCACGGACGUGGCUACGAUGCAGCGGUGAUGACAAAAGAUAUGAAUUUGUUCGAAUGGAUGGGAGCUAAUUGCUACCGUACCUCUCACUAUCCGUACGCUGAAGAAAGAAUAAAGGAGAGCGAUCGACGGGGAAUCGCUGUCAUUUUGGAGACGCCAGCUGUUGGAUUGAAAGGAUUCCCGAAAGCCAAUCAACUAUUGCACAUGCAAUUUGUCGAAGAAAUGAUCAAGAGAGACAAGAAUCAUCCAGCGGUGAUCAUGUGGAGUAUCUCGAACGAGCCGCACACUGAGAAGAAAGAGGCCAGGGCGUAUUUCAAAGCAUUGAUCGAUCAGGCUCACACGCUGGACCCAACUCGCCCGGUCACUAUCGUUUAUGGGCCCUCAAAUUAUGAUAACGAUCAAACGGCCGAUCUACUCGAUGUGAUUUGCGUGAAUCGCUACUAUGGAUGGUACAUCGAUAUGGGCUUUUUGGAGAAUAUAAAUCGCUCCGUUGUCUACGAUUUGAUGCUGUGGAAAGAGAAAUUCGGAAAAGCGAUUUUGGUCACAGAGUACGGAGCUGAUUCGCUUGAUGGUUUAACACAGGAGCCAGCUGUGGACUUCUCCGAGCAGUACCAAGAUGAGUUGAUUCGCGAGACUCAUAAAGCGUUCGACGUUCUCCGCGCAAAAAAAGUGAUUGGCGGAGAGAUGAUCUGGAAUUUCGCUGAUUUCAUGACCGGAAUGACCACAACACGAGCCGUCGGCAAUCAUAAAGGUGUCUUCACGCGGACGAGACAGCCAAAAAUCGCCGCCUACACUCUCAGGAAACGCUAUUUGGGCCUCUUGCAGCAA
Messenger RNA from Mesorhabditis belari, 1857 nucleotides. The record is from the annotation of a GenBank genome assembly. NCBI's taxonomy places the organism in Eukaryota, Metazoa, Nematoda, Chromadorea, Rhabditida, Rhabditidae.